AUGGAUAUGCAUUGCAGUCUUGUGCAAGAAAUUACAAAUUCAUAUGAUGAAUUUGAAGAUGAAGAUGAUGUUUUCUAUGAAGAACUUAGAAGGCAAGUUUUGCAGUUGACGGCAGACGACGAAGAAUUAUAUCCUAACGUUAGAUCUCCGAGCUCGGUCGAUGCCCGGAGAAAAGGGUUAAGUACUAGCCCUCCUUUUGUGCCACAGUGUAGAUGUCAUUACAACUGGACAGAGAACCAUGUGACUCCUCCAUGGCUAUUGAGCUUGUGGAAAACUAACGGAAAAGGCAAUGGAACUGGAGUUUUUAUACCACAGAUUGUCAAGUCUAGUAGAAGAAGAAAUUAUAGACCAAGAAGGAAGAACAAUGAGAGAGGAAAAAUGCAGAAGCUGGUGGAAAAAAACUGA
Fraxinus pennsylvanica is the source of this 405-nucleotide messenger RNA. The record is from the annotation of a GenBank genome assembly. NCBI's taxonomy places the organism in Eukaryota, Viridiplantae, Streptophyta, Magnoliopsida, Lamiales, Oleaceae.